CGCGGGGUUGGAGCGGGCGCGGGGGCGCGCGCCGGCCUGACGGACGGACGCUCAGACCGACGGACCGAGCAGCUGAGGCCAGCGCGCAUCUCCGACCCGCCCGGACGCAGCGCUCGCCCGGCGGCGGCGGCGGCGGCGAUCACCGGCUCCGGUCCGGCGGCCGCAGCGCCCGCCCUCGCCCGCGCCCCAUGGGGUCACAGAGCCUGUAGGAGCGGCGGCACCCGGCGUCCCCAUGAACAACCGGAAGGAAGACAUGGAAAUCGCGUCCCACUACCGGCACCUGCUGCGGGAGCUGGACCAGCAGCGGCAGCACGGGGUGCUGUGUGACGUGUGCGUGGUGGUCGAGGGCAAGGUCUUCAAGGCCCACAAGAACGUGCUGCUGGGCAGCAGCCGCUACUUCAAGACGCUGUACUGCCAGGUGCAGAAGACGUCGGAGCCGGCCACCGUCACGCACCUGGACAUCGUCACGGCCCAGGGCUUCAAGGCCAUCAUCGACUUCAUGUACUCGGCCCACCUGGCGCUCACCAGCCGCAACGUCAUCGAGGUGAUGUCGGCGGCCAGCUUCCUGCAGAUGACGGACAUCGUGCAGGCCUGCCACGACUUCAUCAAGGCCGCGCUGGACAUCAGCAUCAAGCCGGACGCCUCGGACGAGCUCGCGGAGUUCGAGGUGGGCGCCCCGCCGGGCGGCGGGGCCGACGCCCUCAUCUCCGCCGUCAUGGCCGGGAGGAGCAUCUCCCCGUGGCUGGCGCGGCGCGCCAGCCCCACCAACUCCUCCGGGGACUCGGCCAUCGCCAGCUGCCACGAGGGGGGCAGCAGCUACGGCAAGGAGGACCCCGAGCCCAAGGCCGACGGCCCCGACGACCUGAGCGUGCAGGCGCUGUGGCCGGGGGACGCGGGCUACGGGCCGCUGCGCAUCAAGGAGGAGCAGAUCUCGCCGCCUCAUUUCGGGGGCGGCGGCGGCGAGCCGCCCUCCGCCCGGGACGGGGUGCCGCAGAACUCGUUCCCCGAGCAGGCCGGAGCGGACGGCUGGCAGCCCAGCGGCCGGAGGAAGAACCGGAAAAACAAGGAGACGGUCCGGCACAUCACGCAGCAGGUGGAGGACGAGAGCCGGGCCGGCUCCCCGGUGCCGUCCUUCCUGCCCACGUCCGGGUGGCCGUUCAACAUCCGAGACUCAAAUUCGGACUUGACCAUCACCGAGGCCGGCAGCUCUGACAGCCGCGGGGAGAGGGCCGACCUCUACGGCCCCGGGGACGAGGGCCUCCUGGGGGCCGAAGCCAGCUACCUGGGCCCGCUGCUCACGCCGGAGAAGGAGGAGGCCCUGCAGCAGGCCACGGCGGUGGCCAACCUGCGGGCGGCGCUCAUGAGCAAGAACAGCCUGCUGUCGCUCAAGGCGGACGUGCUGGGUGACGACAGCUCCCUGCUGCUGGAGUACCUGCCCAAGGGCGCCCACUCCCUGUCCCUCAACGAGUUCACGGUCAUCAGGAAGAAGUUCAAGUGCCCGUACUGCAGCUUCUCGGCCAUGCACCAGUGCAUCCUCAAGCGCCACAUGCGCUCCCACACCGGCGAGCGGCCCUACCCCUGCGAGAUCUGCGGGAAGAAGUUCACGCGGCGCGAGCACAUGAAGCGGCACACGCUGGUGCACAGCAAGGACAAGAAGUACGUCUGCAAGCUCUGCAGCCGGGUGUUCAUGUCGGCCGCCAGCGUGGGCAUCAAGCACGGCUCGCGGCGCCACGGCGUGUGCACCGACUGCGCGGGCCGCGGCGUGGCCGGCCCGCUGGACGGCGGGGCGGCCGAGGGCUCCCCCGAGCUCUUCGCGGGCGACGGGCCGUACCUGGAGGACCCCGACGACCCGCGAGGGGAGGGCGAGGAGGAGCUGGCGGAGGACGAGGACGAUGUGGGCCUGGCCCACGAGGACGCGCUCCUGGGGGACGACAAGGACGAGGACGGCUCGCCGCAGGGGCCCCCCAGCCCCCCGGGGGGGCCCGACAAGGACUUCGCCUGGAUCUCCUAGGCCCCGGGGCUGGGCGCGGUGGGUGAAGGCAGUGCCGCCCCCGCACCUGUGCGCGCGGGUGCUUGGGGGUCUCCCCUGCCGGGGCGGGGGUGGGGCCGGCCGACCCCGCACAGCCCCUCCUCCGGGCCCCCCUUCCCUCUGCUCCCGCCCCCCAGCCACACCCGAGACGCCGGCCCUGGGGUCUCAGAAGCGGGUGCAGCCCCGCCGUGGGGCCCUGGGACCACCAAGUUGGCGGGGGCGGGGCGCGAGGCGAGUCCCAGCAGGUGCGUGUGGGGCAGCGUGGAGCGGGGCCAGGGUGUGGCCAACACCCCCUGGGUGUGGUGUCGAGCGUGGCCCCGAGGUCCAGGCCCCGGAGCUGAGGGGCUCUGCACCCACCGCAGGGCCUCGGCCCCCUCCCCUCUGCAGCCCCCACCCCCAGCAGCCCGGUCCUGUCGGUCACUGCCUGUCGCCCUUUGCCUUCCAGGCUCCGCCGCCCCUGGGCCCCCCGCAGAACCCGGUGUACAGAGAGCCCCGCGGCCCCGCCGCCUCUGGGCUUUGGUGCUCAACACAAAACAGCUGCGGAAGCCCCCCCAGGCCAGGGGCUCCCAGGUGCUAACUCCUGGCGGCGGCCGCAGUGGCCGGGGGUCCUGCGGGGGCUCCGCCCUCCGUUCUGUGUGCACUUCCUUGGGGAGCCGCGGCGGGCCGGGUCCCGUGGCCCCGCCCACCUGCGCGCCAGGCCCCGCCUGCUGCCCGCCCGCCCCGGGGUCCGCCUGCGCUGCUGCUAACUCUGGAGGCGGAGCUGCGCCUCCGCUCCCGGAUGGGUAACCAAACUUUCUCAGCGGAGAUGAGUUGAGAUCACACACAGUUCUCUCGGCUGGCGC
Molecule: messenger RNA, 2871 nt
Organism: Phyllostomus discolor (pale spear-nosed bat)
Lineage: Eukaryota; Metazoa; Chordata; Mammalia; Chiroptera; Phyllostomidae
Gene: ZBTB46
Product: zinc finger and BTB domain containing 46
Exons: 5
Coding region: 233-2011 (592 amino acids)
Biological process (GO): regulation of transcription by RNA polymerase II
Molecular function (GO): protein binding; DNA-binding transcription factor activity, RNA polymerase II-specific; RNA polymerase II cis-regulatory region sequence-specific DNA binding
Source: RefSeq, a predicted model, not a curated record